Messenger RNA from Motacilla alba alba, 2785 nucleotides. RefSeq names its product heterochromatin protein 1 binding protein 3 (gene HP1BP3). The coding region runs from base 258 to 1934 and encodes 558 amino acids. Gene Ontology annotation, biological process: heterochromatin organization; nucleosome assembly. The record is from RefSeq and is a predicted model, not a curated record. Gene Ontology annotation, cellular component: chromosome; nucleus; nucleosome. Gene Ontology annotation, molecular function: nucleosome binding; DNA binding. The transcript is spliced from 13 exons. Lineage: Eukaryota; Metazoa; Chordata; Aves; Passeriformes; Motacillidae.
CAGUGUUUGGCAGGCAGCUCCCAUUGAGGCGGGAAAGGUUCGGAAGUGCUUGUGUUUGUAAACAGCUCCCUUCUCCAUGAGAGCAGAGGCACCAGAGUUCAGAUCGGGGGGGAGCUGUUUGAUGGACUGGGCAGGAGAGCACAGACCUUCCUCAGGUUGACUCCUCACUGCACUGUGAAAACCAUUAGGAAAAAGUCCUUGGGGUUAAAACCUGGGGCUCCACAGUUACCUGAACUUGUGUCUAGAAAUUAAUUUAAAUGUCGACUGAUCUGUCUGAAGCUGAACCCGUGCAUCAUAAGGCGCUUCCACUCUUAACGGGAGCUCAGCUGAUCCACACGGACAAGUUAAGUGAGAAAGUGGAAGACGACACAAUGCCAAUCCGCCGCUCGGUGAACGCUUCUUCCCGAGAAACUCCUCCCAAAAGCAAACCUGCCGAAGGGGAAGAGGUCAAAGCAGAUGCAGAAAUCACCUCUGAGGAAUCUGCCUCUGUUGGAGAGGAGCAAGAGACUGAAACCCUGCCUGCUGCAUCCAGUGAAGCAGAACAGCCAAAGGAACCUGAGAAUGAAGGGAAGGAGGAAACAAAGUCCUCAGAAGAAACCAAAAAGGACGAGAAGGAUCAGACUAAGGAGAAGGAGAAGAAGGUGAAGAAGACCAUCCCUGCGUGGGCCACGCUCUCUGCCAGCCAGCUGGCCCGGGCACAGAAGCAGACUCAGAUGGCAGCCACCUCCCGGCCCAAAAUGGAUGCGAUUUUAACCGAGGCCAUCAAGGCCUGCUUUCAGAAGAGCGGCGCCUCGGUCGUUGCAAUACGGAAAUACAUCAUCCACAAAUACCCUUCCCUGGAGCUGGAGAGGAGGGGAUACCUCCUGAAGCAAGCACUGAAAAGGGAGCUGGAGAGGGGAAUCAUUAGGCAGGUGAAAGGAAAGGGAGCUUCUGGGAGCUUUGUGGUGGUGUCUAAUGCAGGCAAAACUGUUCCAAAAGCCAGAGACAGAAAGAAAAGCACUUCGGCCCCGAGCGCAGAGCAGCAGGUGAAGCUGGAGGACGUCCUGCCACUGGCCUUCACCCGCCUGUGUGAGCCCAAGGAAGCUUCUUACAGCCUGAUCAAGAAAUACGUGUCUCAGUAUUACCCCAAACUCAAAGUAGAUAUAAGACCCCAGCUGCUGAAGAACGCCCUGCAGAGAGCUGUAGAGAAGGGCCAGUUAGAGCAGAUCACAGGGAAGGGAGCAUCUGGGACAUUCCAGCUGAAGAAAUCAGGGGAGAAGCCCCUGCUGGGUGGGACUCUGAUGGAAGAUGCCAUCCUGUCUGCUAUUGCGGCCAUGAACGAACCGAAGACCUGCUCCACCACAGCGCUGAAGAAGUAUAUCCUGGAAAAUUACCCAGGGACCAACUCCAACUUGCAGGUGCACCUACUGAAGAGAACCCUGCAGAAAUGUGAGAAGAAUGGCUGGAUGGAGCAAAUCUCUGGGAAGGGCUUCAGUGGAACCUUUCAGCUUUGCUUCCCUUAUUAUCCCAGCCCAGAUGUGCUCUAUCCAGAGAAGCAACAGGAUGAGGAUUCUGAGGAGUCUGAUGAGGAAGAAGAGGAGGAAUCUGAGGAGGAAGAAGAAUCUGAAGAGGAAGAGUCUGAGGAGGAAGAGCCACCACCAAAGAAGAGGAUGCAGAAGAGACCACCCCCCAAAUCCCGGAGCAGGGCCCCUCCGAUGAAGCGAAGAGAGUCCAAACCCAAGCCAAGGAAAACCCCCACUGCCCGCCGGGGCAAAGCAAAGCCCCCUCCCAAGGUCAAAACCCCUGCUAAGAAAGCCAAACCAGCAGCCCCAGCCAUCAAGAAAGCCUCCAGUGGCAGCUCUUCCAAGAAACCAGCAGCCAGUGGGAGGAAGGAAGUGAAACCCUCUGCCAAGGGCAAAUCCACCAUGAGGAAAUCUCUCCGGGCAAAAAAGUAAAACGUUUCCAAUGUCAGGGAAUCCCAUGGUCAAAUCCACAAUCUUGUUUUAUAAGUCAAUGUGCAUUUGUAUUUUAGUUCUGAUGCUUAAACACUUCUUUAAUUUUUUUUUAAUUUUUUUCUCUUGAAUGAUGGGGAAAAGCUGAAAACUAAAUCAAACCAACCCGAGCAUUCGUUAGAUCUCGAUGCUGUGCCUCGUGCCUGCCCCUCCCCUGGAACGAGUCAUCUUUACUUUCUGCAAUAAUUUUAGGACUUUUCUAGGACGUCUCUAAUCUGUACAUUUAUGGUAUUCCACGUGGGUUUCGGGGGGGGAGGGUUGGCUUUUAAAACAAUUCUUCAGAGAAGAUCUUUAUACCUUUAGACAGCAGGAACAGGAUGAUCAGGGGAAUGUGAUUCUUUACUGAGAAGGUGCCGUGGCAGUGGAGUCCUCCCUAGAUCCCUGCGUGCUGAGCUCCUUGGUGCUCCCGUGAGGGAGCUGUGUACAGACAGCACUUGCACUGAGCCCUGAGGUGCUGCUCUCCUCAGCCACAGGCCCAGGGCUGGCUGCUGAGUCGGAUCCUUGGUGUCUCCUGAGGGUCUGGUGCCAGAGGGGCUCCAAAAGGGGCAGCUCUCGGUUAGGCGGGUGAUUUGAAUUAGUGUUUCCACACCACAUCUGUUACCUUAAAACCAAAAUAUAUCAAAGUCUUCUUGAAUCCAACUUUCAAAUGUUUUUAAGAGAUGAAAAGCCUGAGUUUGUCACCUCUUGUUUACCCUUUUUUAAAGAGAAGUUGGAGAGCUAUACAAUUGCUAAUGUAGAGAUGUUGAUAAGUGAAGAACAUGCGGUUUGCUAAAAUAAAAUGAAACUAGAUUCCA